AAAGCACGCGAUUUUUAGUUAGUUUCGUCCGGACCGGCGCGCGAGGUGGACUUACGCACCCUCGUUUGAAAACGAGCUGAAACUCGCUGAACACAUCCAAUGUGUAUACAAUAAAUUUUUUAUCAAACAAAAUGUGUAAAACUCAGUGUUUACUCGCGGCGAUCUCGCUUACAAUCGGCCUAGUUAACGCAUGGGAUAUCGCAAUAACCACUGGGGACCAAUUAGAGUUUUAUAGCAACCAAACCAAAAUUAACAGUGAAGGGAUGCGCUUUAGAGACCUCACAGCACUUGCCUACGAUGCAGUACACAAUAUGCUACUGUUUGUAGACAGACAGAACGAUAACGCAUCUAUAUUUAGUUACCAUUUAGCCACUAAGAAAUACCAGUCAUUAGUUAGAAGGAGAUCGUUUGAAAACAUUCAAGGACUGGCAUUUGAUCCUGUGAUGAGUUUACUUUUCUGGACAGAUACCAAUGAGAGAAGCAUAUUUUGGAUUUCAUUGAAGCCGGGCUCGAAGAACGAAUUAUAUGGAAAUCUUUUGAUCAAAAUGGAUGAUGAGAUGCCUAGAGCUAUUGCCGUGGACAGCUGUAGAGGAUAUAUAUAUUGGACUAAUACAAACAUUACUAAACCUUCCAUAGAAAGAGCCAGAUUCGAUGGUACUGAUAGGAAAGUUGUAGUUAACACAGACCUCUUCAUGCCGGUCAGCAUAGCGGUUGAUCAAAGAACUAAAAGAUUGUACUGGGCAGAUGACAAAGAAGGGAUACAUUAUUCUAUAGAAAGCUCAAACUUAGAUGGCAAUGACAGAAAAACCGUACUUUCUGGAACAUAUCAUCAGCCAAACACGUUAACUAUUUCCAAAGAUUCCGUAUAUUGGGUGGACUGGGGAUUCAGAUCAGUGUGGAAACUCGCAAAAGAUGCGUCAGCUGACGUAGAGCCAUUUGAACUUCUCAAGUUCAGCAACGAAGUACCAUUUGGUAUUGUUGCAAAUUACGAUAUAUCAGAUCAGAUAGAAGGUAGCAAUGAUUGUGCGGCAUUGCAAAGGUUAUCGCAAAAUAAGUCUGCGAUAAACGAUACAUUUAACAUUCCAAGAGACAUUGGAUUGUUUUGUCUUCAUGGAGUCAAGCUUGAUGGAAAAUUGGAGUGUAAAUGUAGCCCUGGAUACACGGGAGAGAGGUGUGAGGUCUCCGUUUGUUACAACUUUUGUUUCCAAGGAGACUGUACCUUAUCAUCUGAAGGCCAACCAAUGUGCAGAUGUCAAAAUGGGUUCUCGGGAAUCAGAUGUGAAUUGGAUGCAUGUAAAGGGUAUUGUUUAAACAACGGCGUAUGUUCACGGUCUAGACAGAAUCCCACAUGUCAAUGCGGCACUGAUUACGAGGGUUCAAGGUGCGAGACCCUCAAGGUGUACACAACUACAAACACCAGCGUACCAGUCACGAGUCUUUUGUUUUCUUCUUUCAGCUGCACAGAAAAGGUUCUAGCCACAUCACAGCAAUUAUCAGAGAAUUGGAAAGAAGGAGAAGUAACACAAACUGUGUGCAAUCCUGAAUGGGACAGCGUGAGGGACCCAGUGAUUGUUGUGCUCGGGAUUUUAAGUGGAGUACUGUGUAUCAUUUGCACUUUCCUGGUCACCAAGGUGUUACAACUGAAGAAGAGGCCAAGAAUAAAGAAACGCAUCAUAGUGAAUAAAAACGUGACACCCAUGACAGCAAGGCCUGAUCAAUGCGAGAUCACCAUAGAGAACUGCUGUAACAUGAACAUUUGUGAAACUCCUUGCUUUGAACCGAGAUCGACAAUUAGACCAACGCUAGGCGACUCAAAACCCGGCAAAGAAGAGAAGAAAAAUCUCAUCGCCAACAUGGAGUACCCAGAAGAAUACUAGCAUAAACCAAUAAUACGCUGUGUGAACAAUACAAGGUGAUAUAUACGAAGAACUGUCAGCCAACUUCAUUUUAUUGAUAAAGAUAUUUUUAAAUAUGAAAGACAUUGAUUUGUUUCCAUUAUCUAUCAGCGAUGACGGAAAGUAAAAGAGUAUUUUAAUGACAGUAAUAAUUUAAUAUUUAACGAGCUCACGUGAACUAUAUUUUAUUUUAUGAUAACAUUUGAUGAACUGGGGAAGUUUUUCACAUCACCACUUUAAAUAUACAUUAUAUCUUGCACAACUAUAAGUCCUUCGCACAAUUUUAUACUUUAUGUGCCGAUAAUAAUAUAUUACAUUAUUCACUGUCGUUUUAAAAUCCUUUUUUUUUAUCAUAAUAGAGAUUUAUAUAGUAAGUCUGACUGGAGUGUUAUUGCUUAAGCUGUAAAACUUAUAAUUUAACCAUCAAUUGUCAAAUAUAGUAAUUAACAACAAAAUGCAGAUUAACUAUUUAAAGAAUUAAAUAUUAUUUACCCCUAUAUUAUUUGAAAUGGAGCGUGACACGUUCUUCGUUACAUAUUACAUCUAAUAUAACAAAAUUGUGAUAUUAAUACACGACUGUUUUGGAGAAAUAGAUGUCGUUAGGCUGUGUUCUUAUUGGCUGCUAAAAUUUGAGUGGGAAGCCACUAAAUUUUAGGCCAUAAAGUUUUAGAUGUCUGGUGUUUAUAUCGGAAGUAAUCAUUCGAAAUUUUCAUGGGAUGGCAUAAGCACGUGCCUUUUAAUAUAAACGCGUAAGCAACAACUGCUUUUGUAAAUAUAAAAAGCGUUUUUUAUUACAAAAUAGUUCUAGGUAAUUAACAUUAUCUAAGAAGCUACUCAUGCCAAACCAUGUUGAUUUUAAACUAGAUUUGCGACGUUUUCGUUGUUAUAAGUAACCAAAGCAUAUUGUUUCCAUGUAAACUUUCCAUUUCAUGAAUUAAUCAUUAUUUAUAAUAACGAAGAAAAAGUCAAAAGAUCAUAAAUAGCAUUUACAAUGAAUUAUUAAAUUAUCUAUACAUAUAUAGGUUCGUUAAAAAAUAUACCAAAUUUAUUUAAUAAGCUCAGAUAAUACAUUCAUUAAAUUUACCAUUACUUUGGUGUGGGAUCGUUUAGCCUAAUAAGGUCCACUGUUUUAAAGGCCCAAGUAACAACAAGUCAACAAAAAUAUAUUUGUAUUAGAGCCUUAAGCUCGUGCGGCUAAAAUACAUUCGAAUUACAGUGCUCCUAUGUUCAUGCGAUUAAAAUACAUUUGAAUUACAGUUCUAUGCUCAUACAUUUAAUAACAGUUCGUACAGACUGUUGACGGCGGAAGUGUAAUUAAAAGGUAUUCUAGUUAGUUUUUUUCGUGGGCCUUCUUAUGCACUACCUUUUACUUAAUUAUGUAACCAAUAUAAUUUUGGAUAUUCGUCUUCAGUAUCUUCUUUAAUUAUAUAUGCAGAAAAUGACGUUAAUAUUUAAUGUUAAGUUCAUCAAAAAUUGACAUUUUUAACAAAAAAAAAAUGUUACCCAUAUUCCAUUAUUGUAUUCACAUUUGUUUAUCUUGAUCAGUUCUUCCAUAUCGUUUUAUAAAAUCUACUUGUUGACUAUUUAUAACAUGUUAUGAGUGAAUUUGCUAUCAAUCAACGUAUUGUAUGCUUAGGAUAGUUAUUUAUGAAGCGUAUGGGACAGUGAAAGCUUUUUGUAAAUGGUAUCGUAUGAGGUUAAGAUGUCUGUCAUUAUUAUGCACGAUGUAUGCAUAAUAAUGACAUCUUAACGUUAGCUGAAUGUUAUUUAAAUCCAAGUUAUUUCUAGUAUAAUAUACGUUCAACAGGACAUCAGGUUAUACAAAUCUGGCAAAUCAAAUACGACAUACCUUUUAAAUGUUUUCACUGAAGCGUGUUAAAUGUGCCAAAUUGCAUCAAAAUCCGUCAUCUUAAACAAAUCGUUUUCACUGUUUUAUAAAUCUUCUAUAUGGUAUUUUGAAGUGGCAAAUUUUAUUUAUCCUAAAACAGUACUUACAAUAUUCGUUUUUUUUUUGUUGAUGUCAAUGCCCUAUUCACAUGGGAAGUACGCAGAGCACUUUCGAAAUAUUCAAGAGAUUUCAUAUUACACCGCUGAUAAUCAACUGUGCUCGCAUAUUCAAUGUGGAAUAGUAGUAUUGUUAUUAAGAAAUAUUGUGCAUUAAUGUACUUAUUUAAACAUUCGUAUGUACUUAUUAAAAAAAAAAUUCAUAUGUAAAAAAAAAGUCAAAUAUACAUUGACAUACUUAAUUUAAUAUUCGAAUGCCCUUAUUUAAUUUGAAAAUCAAAUUUAUAUUGCCAAUAUCCAUUUUUAGUAUAGAACAACCUCAGUGACGUGUGUUCGUAGUAAUAUUUAGAAAUCGGUGUCUCCUGUCUCGACAAAGCUUGCCAGAGCACCGGCCACGUGCUUUUUUGGAUUUAGAAUAAGAUUUUUACGUUCCUACAAUUCUAAACCUACAGUACCUCGCGCUAAAGACCUUUUUUAAUUAAUAAACUGCCAAAGUUAUAAUAAUUACCACAUCUAACAGUGCCAGAAUCUCAAUGUUUAGCUUUUCAAAAAAAAAUUGGAAUGAUUUUGUAUAUUUUAAUUUAUUGUUAUUACACUACAAAAGGGACAUUUUAUUGAAUACACCGAGUAAUUUUAUUUUUAAACGACUAUUACGUAUUUGGCUGAUAUUUUUUCAAGCUAUUUCGUAUGUCUUAUUUCAUGGUACUUAGAGAACUUAGACAAUUUAGAUAUAGAUUUUUUUAUUAGAAUUAGUUUAGUUCGUGGAUUAAUAAUAUCCACAUCAGAAAUGUGAUAUUAUUGAGUCUUUGUAUAAGCAUUAGUAUAGAAGAAAAACAUGAUUUAAUAUUAAAAAUAAAAAUCAUUUCGAAAUGAUCACUGU
Messenger RNA from Diatraea saccharalis (sugarcane borer), 4779 nucleotides. The record is from the annotation of a GenBank genome assembly. NCBI's taxonomy places the organism in Eukaryota, Metazoa, Arthropoda, Insecta, Lepidoptera, Crambidae.